CCAGGUGGGCGCAUUUUAAAAACAUUUUGAUGAGAAGAAAACUAAUUGAACCAUGCGCCACUCCAGCAUGAAAGUGGAUUUAUCUAACUUUUUUAAGGACGAACGUCGACAUUCGUUAGUUUUUAUAGAUGCAGAAUGGCAAAACAUCAAGGACCUCCAGGACCACAUACAAAACCUCUUCAGCUUGAAGGAUAUUAGUCUGCUCACCACAGAUGGAUGCUUUCUGCCCCCGAGGGAGUCUAUCAAAGUGCUGAAGGCCGCCGAAGGGCUCAAAGCCUUUCGGUUGGCCAGUUUCGAUAAUGAAACCUUUUUAAGUCCUGCUCCUGUAAAAUGCAGCAAAAAGCGGAAGAACCGAUCCGCUGAUGAACAGGUUCACCUAUCUGCUUCCACUCCCCUUCGACCAUCAAAGCGCUCCAAGAACCACAGCAAGGCAGAUUGGCUUGAAAUUGCGGCAGGACCAUCUUGUGUGAGAACGGAUGAGAUGGAAGGUGAGGCUCCUGAAUCUUCGGUGCAGUCUAAGCUUUUAAAAAACAAGAGCACUGCAAAGACCCAUGAAACUAAGACAGAAGUUUCGAACAUGUCAGUGACAAUUGUGGCAGAGAACAAGGAAUCUUUUCCUCAGACUCAAAAACUAUCCAGAAGCACGAAACGGCCAAAAUCGCCCGGCGGUACUGACCAGGAAGAGAACGAACCUGAUCCUGAGGGUAUUUCUCAAUGUCCGCUCAAGGAAGGUAAAGUGUCAGAAAGCAAGAACCAAACGAAAACGCCUAACAUUCUAUUAGAAAAAUUUGGUGCUGUAACGCUGCAGGAAGACAAAACUCAAGAGGAGCAACAAGAAAAUGCUCAACAAAAAGCUGUGGAUCAAAUUGAGAAGGGUCCUAAGAUUUCUGCUAGUCUCCCAUUGAUCUCCUUCCGCUCCCCUCUUUUGGAUAUGUCCUUUAAUGUUCCGCGCAUAUUUCAAUUUGCAACUCGAACAAAAGAAGUCGAAAUUUUGGAAAAUAUUAAACUUACGCCUAUCAACGCACGCUUUUUGCCGCAAAGGGAGGCUAAGAUCGAUGACUCGGCUAAACAAGUCUCAAGCAAUGGGAAAGAUUCAACUUUAGAGAUCGAAUCCGACACUGUACGCGAAAAAGAAUCUCCAAAUGUUCAAGAUAAAGAAACAGUUUCAAAAGAUACAACGACGGCAGACGCUACUAUUUCGGAAGACAUAAUUGAAACAUCAAAAACUCUUCGGCAGACUACAACUGGAGUUGAAUCCGCUUGUCUAGACAAUUCGACUGAACCUGAGACCACUCUUCUGUCUGAAGCUGAAGCAACUAAUCCACUUGAAAUUACUGAUUCCGAAUUACUUCUGCAGAACAACACAACUAUGGAAGAAACAUCCAAAGCAGAAACAAUUCUGCCACAUGACGCGAAUGCAUCUCUGAUUAAAAUUAAAGUUGAUUCUGAGGAUGUUAAGCUGCCGCCAGUACGCAUUUGUGCUGAACAACUAGUAUCCGAUUCCGAUGACGACGUGAUGGUGGUAGAUGACUCCAAUAUGGACGUUUCAGACUCUGAUUCGGAAAUAGAGCCGGUUCCAGUCGUAGAAGAUAGGCGGUCUAUAGACAUUAUUAAGGACCUAAUGCGAAGUGCAACUCCGCUUACGGGCCUGCCGACCAGGGGCGAUACGGUUCUAUUUAAGCUGCUGAAGAUUAAGGGAAACGCAAACUCAGGAACAACCGAUUUUAUCGCCGGGAACUGCACUUACGUGAACCGGCGCACAAAAAUCGUCACAGUGGAAACAAUAACUUAUCCCCCCGAAAUUGGACGCAUAAUGACUCAAUAUUAUAUGAGUGGCAUGGAUGAGUCUUUCGAAGAUGUGCGUACUUUAAGUAUCCAUCUUAAAGAUAUGAAUGAAGCCAAAAUCGUUGUUGCCACAAUUGACUGAAUAUUAUCAUAAUUUUGUGUACAUUCUUGAGUUCUAUUUCCAGGGCUUCGUAAAUUUAUAGCUUUUAAAAUACAAACGAUUAAACAACA
Messenger RNA from Drosophila santomea, 2016 nucleotides. Its product is annotated as coilin. The coding region runs from base 53 to 1927 and encodes 624 amino acids. The transcript has 5 exons. The record is from RefSeq and is a predicted model, not a curated record. Lineage: Eukaryota; Metazoa; Arthropoda; Insecta; Diptera; Drosophilidae.